ACAGGACGGGGGACGAAGGGACGGUGUCAAAGAAAAGUGGAAUGAUUCACAAUCGUACUGUUUGUUUGUGUUAUGUCAAUUAAAACGUAUUCAUUUUGCAAUUAUCUUGAUUAAUACGUGUUUCGAAUUCCAUACAAAGUGCGAUCGAAUACCCAAAUCCACCUGUAAUACUUCAAGAACGAAAUGGCUGCAGCCGACGUCGAAAGAGCAAAGGUUGAUAAUCACCUUAGAACUCUCAAUCUAACUGGCAAUGUCGGUUUCGGAACUCUUCCCGAUCAAAUUGUCUCCAAAGCGGUGCAAAAUGGUUUCGUAUUCAAUAUCCUCUGCAUAGGUGAAACUGGACUUGGUAAAUCUACGCUGAUGGAUUCGCUGUUCAAUACUAACUUCGAGUCGAAUCAAGCUCCUCAUACUCUUCCCAAUGUUAAACUCAAAGCUCACACUUACGAAUUACAAGAAAGCAACGUUCGCCUUAAAUUGACUAUCGUCGACACUGUCGGAUACGGUGAUCAGAUAAACAAAGAAGAUAGCUACAAAGCUGUCGUUGACUAUAUCGAUAACCAGUUCGAGGCAUAUCUUCAAGAAGAGCUGAAAAUCAAACGAACGUUGCAUUCGUAUCACGAUACCAGAAUCCACGUUUGUUUAUAUUUCAUUUGUCCCACCGGUCAUGGUAUGAAAUCGCUGGAUUUAGUCUGCAUGAAGCAGUUAGACACCAAAGUAAACAUCAUUCCAAUAAUUGCCAAAGCUGAUACUAUUUCUAAAACCGAACUUUCAAAAUUCAAGGCUAAAAUAUUAUCCGAAUUGAACAGCAACGGAAUCCAAAUCUAUCAAUUCCCCACCGACGAUGAAACCGUCUCAGUUACGAACGCUGCUAUGAACUCGGUCAUUCCAUUCGCCGUCGUCGGUAGUACAGAAUUCGUAAAAAUUGCCAAUAAAAUGAUGAGAUCCCGGCAAUACCCUUGGGGAAUUGUGCAAGUUGAAAAUGAAUCGCAUUGCGAUUUCGUUAAACUAAGAGAAAUGCUCAUUCGUACGAAUAUGGAAGAUAUGAGGGAAAAGACUCAUACCAAACAUUACGAAUUAUACCGCAAAAAGCGUCUUGAACAAAUGGGUUUCACGGACGUAGACAGCGACAACAAGCCGAUCAGUUUUCAGCAAAUUUUUGAAGCGAAACGAAGCGCUCAUUUAGAACAAUUACAACACGACGAAGACGAAAUGAGGCAAAUGUUCGUCGUUCGCGUAAAAGAAAAGGAAAUGGAAUUGAAAGAAAUGGAAAGAGAGCUGCAAGAUAGAUUUGAUAAAUUAAAACGUCAACACGCCGAAGAAAAGAAACAACUGGAGGAAAAUCGUAAAAAAUACGAAGAAGAUAUAAACGAAUUCAGCAGACGCAAAUUACAAUUCGCUUCUAUCGGACACCAUACUCUAACUCUGGGAAAAAGCAAAAAGAAGUAGAGAAAUUCCCACAGAAAUUCAACCAAAAAAUACUUUUACUUUUUUAAAACUUUUUUUUAUACUUUACUAUAGUGCUCUAUUUAGUUAUCGACGUAUACCGAAGAAUUGUAAGUAAUAUUGCACAGCAUUUCUCUUAUAAAACGACACUGGUUGUACGCGUACGUGGAAAGUAUACGUCGAUAUUUUUCUAGAGAGGUUAUUUUUAAAUUUUUAUUUAAAACAAAUCAAAUUUAGUAUCUACUUAUUUAUUAUCCCUUAUAUUUGAAAUAUUUUCCUUUCUAGCUGUCAAUGUGCUCAAUAGAUUUUUUAUAUCGAACAAAAGCCCUGCUGGUGUCGAUUUCAAUGUUCUACUAUUUGAAAUAAGCCAACAGCUGAUGAAAAAGUUCAAUAAAAUAAUUUAUUACAUUUUAUAUACAAAUACAUCAAGUUUGACUACAUCAAAAAGAGGCUUAUAGGCUACCACACAACAUAUAAAUAAUUUUACUCGGUUUGUAUUUUAAUAAAUAAAGAUUUUACAGGGUUU
Messenger RNA from Planococcus citri (citrus mealybug), 1969 nucleotides. RefSeq names its product septin-2-like. NCBI's taxonomy places the organism in Eukaryota, Metazoa, Arthropoda, Insecta, Hemiptera, Pseudococcidae. Gene Ontology annotation, molecular function: GTP binding; molecular adaptor activity; GTPase activity. Gene Ontology annotation, cellular component: septin ring; microtubule cytoskeleton; cell division site. The record is from RefSeq and is a predicted model, not a curated record. Bases 184 to 1446 code for a protein of 420 amino acids. Gene Ontology annotation, biological process: intracellular protein localization; cytoskeleton-dependent cytokinesis. The transcript is spliced from 9 exons.